Messenger RNA from Scheffersomyces stipitis CBS 6054, 882 nucleotides. RefSeq lists its product as uncharacterized. The record is from RefSeq and is a predicted model, not a curated record. Bases 1 to 882 code for a protein of 293 amino acids. The transcript has a single exon. Lineage: Eukaryota; Fungi; Ascomycota; Pichiomycetes; Serinales; Debaryomycetaceae.
AUGCCUAGCGCUUUGCCCCACAAAUACCACGACGAAAUCGAAGCCCAAGGCUUCACAGUGAUCCGAGAAUUCCUUACCCCGGACGAGAUUGCCAAAUAUAGAGCUGCGGCUGAAGUUGUAAUCCAAUAUGCCCGUGAAGGCAACUAUCCCUAUGUUAGAACAAGAGGCAAACAGUUUCCGCCAUGGCCAAAGAAUUUCAGUCCCGACAUCUGGGGAGUCAGUGGUCUCUUGCACCCAGACUUGGGUGAAAAAUCUACUCCCUUUCACGAAUGCUAUGCCAGUGAAAAGAUGUUGGCUGUCGUUGGUGACAUUUUGCAAGUUGGCAAAGAGGGUUUGUCUAUGGAGUUAUUCAACAUGUUGAUCAACCCCUUAACAGACUUCGGGUUGGACUGGCACAGAGACACGAUCAAACCGGAAGCCUCUGAACAGGAAGAAGCUCAGCAGUUGCUAGAGGAACCUUAUGCUGGAACGCAGUUCAAUUUGGCUCUCACUGACGAUAAGUGUCUUAUCGUUAUUCCAGGAUCUCACAAGCGAGUCAGAACUUCGGAAGAAAGAGAAAAGACUCUGAAUGAUAACAAAAAGGAAUUCAUAACCAAUCAAUUGAUUGUAGAAUUGAACCCGGGUGAUCUUGUAUUCUACAAUAACAAUAUUCUUCACCGAGCCGAAUAUUCUUGCAAGAGUACCAGAGUGACUUUGCACGGAUCAUAUGGCCAUGUUGACCAUGGCAGAUCUAGGGCAAAGGGGAUCUUGCAACAUGGUGUUGCUGAAUGGUUGCCUCGCUUCGAACCCAAAGAAGGAAACAUGGCGAUGUUAAAAGAAAAGUUGGUUAAACUUGCAAAGGAGUUUGAAUCUGUUGAUCUCGGAUAUGCUCUUGAAGGGUAG